AUGGAACCUACCGAGAUCGAUUCUUCUUCUUCUUCUUCUUCUUCUUGUUCCUCGUCCAAAAGACAUUUGUUCUUCGUUUUUGUCCUAACCCUUCUUCCCUUCCAUAUCUCAGCACAGAUCAACACUGAGAAAGACAUGUGGGAAUUCGAUCCAAAGUUUUACUGUUUAUCUCCAAAGAGCAGCUUCUCAUCUGAGACAGCCUUCGCCGCCAAUCUGAACAGACUUGUCUCUUCGAUCCCGUCUCUCCCUUCCAACACAUACGGCUUCUACAACAUCUCUGUCGGAGAAACCUCCGACCAUGGAGUAGAAGCCAUUGGACUCUGUAGAAGAGAACUCAGCAGACUAGAUUGACUGAGCUGCAUCUCCAAAGCCGCGGAGAAUCUGACAAGACAGUGUCCGGAAACGAAAGAAGCCCUCGUCUGAUACACGCGCUGUAUGUUCCGUUAUGCGAACAGACCUAUCAUCGGAAAAAUGGAGACGAGCCCUGUAUUGACGGCUCCGAACCCUAAUAACACUGCAUCGGCCGACACAGAUGAGUUCGUGAGGUUGCAGAGCGAGCUGUUGAACAGAGUGAGAGCCGUGGCUGCAUCAGGAGGGAGUAUGAGGAAGUAUGCUCAAGGAAAUGGCUCUGCUGCUGCCCCAUACGAGAGAUUCUUCGCCGUAGCUCAGUGUAUGCCGGAUCUGUCUGAAAAAGACUGCAACGACUGCCUUGUCUAUGGAUUCAGGAACGUGACCCAGUUGCGGGAGAGGGUUGGGAUCAGGUGGUUUUGUCCGAGCUGCAACUUCAGGGUAGAGAGUGACUGGCGAUUCUAUGAGCUGGAGUAUGAGCCUGAUGGCCCUGUCAUCAAAACACCCACUACAGUGAAUGGCGAUAGCGGCCAUGAUGAUGAUGAUAACAAGAUGUCAAGUAUGGACCUUUUGCAAAUGGAUUUCGGUACAAUAAAAGCCGCAACGAAUGAUUUCUCUCCCGAAAAUCUGCUCGGAGAAGGCGGGUUCGGUCCGGUUUACAAGGGUGUGCUUGAAAACGGACAAGAAGUAGCACUGAAGAGGUUGUCAGAGAACUCGGGACAAGGAGACAGCGAAUUCAUAAACGAGGUUUUGUUGGUUGCGAAACUUCAACAUCGGAACUUGGCCAGGCUUUUAGGUUUCUGCUUACAAGGAAAAGAACGGCUACUCAUCUAUGAGUUCUUCAGGAGCACAAGCCUCGACCGCUUCAUAUUCGAUCCUGAAAAGCAACCCUUUUUGAACUGGGAGACGCGGUACAAAAUGAUAGUAGGGAUUGCUCGAGGGCUUCUUUAUCUUCACGAAGAUUCUCGUUUCAGAAUAGUCCAUCGCGAUCUCAACACAGGUUUACCACAGAGGUUUACCAGUAAAAUAGCAGGAACCUAUGGAUAUAUGGCUCCUGAAUAUGCCAUGAACGGCCAAUUUUCAGUGAAAACUGAUGUCUUCAGCUUCGGAGUAUUACUCCUAGAGAUCAUUACCGGCAAAAGGAACAACUGGAAUUGGUCGCCAGAUGAAGAAGAUCCACUCUAUCUUCUUAGUUAUGCGUGGAGAAGUUGGAGGGAAGGGACAGUACUAGACAUAGUUGACGAGACGUUGACCUCUGGACCAAGAAACGAAAUCUUGAGAUGCAUGCACGUGGGGAUGUUAUGCGUACAAGAGAACCCGACAAGUAGACCGACAAUGGCUUCGACGGUCGUAAUGCUCAACAGUUUCUCUGCCACUCUCCCGAUUCCUUCGCAACCCGCCUUCCACGUGUCUUCGUCAACGACCGAAGAAUCAAAUGGAUCCAUGAGUCAAGUCUUACCAAUUUCCUCGAAUUCUGCUUCGGUUACCGAGUUGGACCCUCGUUAA
Messenger RNA from Tarenaya hassleriana, 1854 nucleotides. RefSeq names its product cysteine-rich receptor-like protein kinase 41. The record is from RefSeq and is a predicted model, not a curated record. Gene Ontology annotation, molecular function: ATP binding; protein kinase activity. Lineage: Eukaryota; Viridiplantae; Streptophyta; Magnoliopsida; Brassicales; Cleomaceae. Gene Ontology annotation, biological process: protein phosphorylation.